CCUUGUUCUGACCGGGCCUGGGCCGGUCUUCCGGAGAUGUGAGCCAUGGGAUGCGCCCAGGAAGCGUUGGAGGCAGCUGCUGCGGAGUCGGUGGAAGAGGAGGAGCCGAUCAAGGUGAUCAUCUCCGGCGUGCAUGGGGAGCAGGUCGCCUCACUGGAGUUGCCGGGGGAUGCCACGGUCUUGGACUGCAAGGUGGCUUUGAGCGCUGACACGCCGCUUCAUACGCAGAAACUGCUGCUGGCCAACGAUGUUUGCGAGGAUCAGCUGGAGUUGGCCCACCUCAGAGGACACGCGGAGUUGCUGGAGCUCCUCUUGGUGAAGCUGAGCUUCGACGAAGCCCAAAGUCGGCAGCUGCUGAUCCACGCCUGGCGUGGUGAGGUGGAAGACGUCGAGCGCUGCUUAAGGGCUCGCGCAUGCCCUGACCAUCGCAGUGAGGAGGACGGGCGAACGGCUCUCCUCUCCGCGGCGUUACAAGGGCACAUUGAGGUUGCCAAGCUGCUUUGCCAAGCAGGUGCGGCGGUGGACCCGGACGAGGGCGAUGGGGCGUCUCCGAUGUUGGCCGCCGCCAUGCAGGGCCGCCUGGAGAUGGUGCAGUACCUGGCAGAGGCCAAAGCUGCCCUGGACAAACCCACGGGGAACGGAACAACUCCGCUCCAUGUGGCUGCACUGCAGGGGCAUUUGGACGUAGUGACCUAUCUUUGCGAGGCUGGUGCUCAGUGCGACAGGACGACUCCAGGGGGCGCUACACCCUUGUAUGUGUCCUGCUACAAUGGCCACUUGCCGAUUGUGCAGUACCUUUGCUCCCAGCGGUCAGACCUGUGCAGGAGGACGCCAACGGGGGCCACGCUCCUGCACGCGGCAGCUCAGGAGGGCCAAUUGGAGGUGGUGGCCUUUCUGUGUGAAAUGCCCGAGGUGGACAAGGACUCCCAAAUGCACGACGGCGCCACGCCGCUGCUUGCCGCGGCAUUGCAGGGGCGUGUGCGGGUCGUGGAGCACCUCACGCGGGUGAAAGCGGACAUCCACAAGACCACGAAGGAUGGCGCGUCGGCUUUGCACGCUUGUGCCCGCUCCGGGCACCUAGAGGUGGCCCGCUUCUUGUGCGAGGCAGGCGCCGACAAGGACCGCGCCAUGAUGGAAGGUGCCACGCCCUUGCUGGCUGCGGCGCUGCAGGGCCAUGCUGAGGUGGUUCAGUACCUUUGCGAGGCUGGUGCGGACAAGGACCGGAGCAUUUGCGACGGCGUCACCGCCUUCCAUGCUGCCGCGGAGCGGGGACAUGCAGAUGUGAUCCGAUGCCUUUGCGAGGUGGGCGCCAACAAGGACCAGGCCAUGCGGAACGGGCUCACGCCGCUGAUGGCUGCAUGCCUCCAAGGCCACGAGGAGGUGGUGAAGGUACUCUGUCAGAGCGGUGUGAACAUGGAGACACCCAUGCGCGAGGAUCUCAUCCUGGCAUCGGUGUUUCUGAAGGGUGGCGUGCCCAACUCCCAAAUCUUCCUCUGCGAUCCGCCGCAGGAUGCCCGGUGCAAGCAAGGCGCGACCUCACUGCAUGUAGCGGCGCUGCAUGGGCACGUAGGGGUUGUCAAGGAGCUCUGCGAAGCCAAGGCGAAUCUGGAGGCCAGGAUGCGGGUCGGGUCCACCCCCCUGCUGGGGGCUGCACAAGCAGGUCAUGCAGAGGUCGUGCGAUACCUCUGCGGGGCCAAGGCCAAGUUUGAGGGGCACUGCGCAGACAGCGAGACCCCUCUCAUGGCAGCCGUGCUGCGGGGGCACUUGGAGGUGGUGCAGGCGCUGUGUGAGGUUAAGGACGCUGAAGAAGCAGGCUGACCCUCAACGCGCAGGGGGCUGCGGAACGACGCCACUGUUCGCAGCGCAGAUGCUGGGCCUAGAGGAGAUUGCUGCCGUCUUGAGGGAGAGCUGCCGUGCCAAGUGGCGCCCACGGCUAGGCAUGCAAAGCUGCUGUCGUCGCGCUCGAUGAGGGCGUGGGCAGAAGGUCCCAGGUGGUGCUUGACGUGCAAGCGGAACCACUUGGCUAGCACUUCCGCACCUUUUAUGACAUUGCUUUCGCUUGUGGUC
Effrenium voratum is the source of this 2067-nucleotide messenger RNA. The record is from the annotation of a GenBank genome assembly. Lineage: Eukaryota; Dinophyceae; Suessiales; Symbiodiniaceae.